Prorocentrum cordatum is the source of this 642-nucleotide messenger RNA. The record is from the annotation of a GenBank genome assembly. Lineage: Eukaryota; Dinophyceae; Prorocentrales; Prorocentraceae.
AUGGGUGGUAGCUGCUGGUGGCGCCGCUGCUGGAUUAUGUGGAUUGCCGUGGGCUUCUUUGGUCUGCGGUUUGUGGGAGAACGCUGUCAUGUAUCUUUAUGCAACCUACUGCCCACCCGGGAAUCGCGUGGUGCAGGAUCCCCCUGUGGGUGGUCACUCUGGUGGGUGCUCACAGGAGUUUGCCUUCUGGCUGCGAGCCAGAUUGCAUCUACAAGUACCGGAUACUUCGACCCCGCGGGCUUCACCACCAACGAGUCCACGUUCCGCAAUCUGCGCGUCGCGGAGAUCAAGCACGGCCGCGUCGCGAUGAUGGCUGCUCUUGGCGCGGUGGUGCAGCACUACGUCCAAAUUCCCGGCUUCGAGGGCAUCCCCAAAGGCCUGGGCGCGGUGAACGCGUCCCCUGGCAAGGAGGGCGCCAUCGCCCUGAUCCUCAUCUGCGGUGGGCUGGAGCUGGCGGUUUGGACCGAUGACGAGAGCAAGGAGCCCGGCAACUUCGGCGACCCGCUCGGCCUCAACCAGUACACCGAGGACAUGCGCGCUCGCGAGAUCAACAACGGUCGCUUCGCCAUGUUCGCGGCGAUCGGGAUCAUCGCUGCGGAGCUCCUGACUGGCAAGGACGCUGUUGAGCAGCUCGGCUUCUGA